CACGGACUGAGCAGCGGCGGGGGAUGAGCGCCGGGGACCAGACGGCAACGCGGCGACGCAUUUCACAGUGAUGGCCUCAGCUGCGCGACUGUGCUGGGGAUCCCACUGCUGCACAUAGGAAAGAAGCAAAGACACCUUGACUACCUGAGCUCCUUCCCCCCUCCUCUGAUUAAAUUUUAAAAAAGAAAGAAAAAGGAAACGAUAAAGGGAAAAAAGAGAAGAAAAUACCAGCAAACAAAUGCGACCAUGUACAGUGUGGAGGAUCUCCUCAUCUCUCAUGGAUACAAGCUGCCCCAGCACACCCCGUCCUCCACCCCUAUCCCCACCCCUGCCCCCUCAACUCGCAAAGCACCCUCCCCCUCACCCCCGUCGUACAACAACCGCCACGAAAUGCUGGAGAACAGGUCCGGCCACAGGACAGUAAACGGCUAUGAGAGUGAGGUGGGGGGGCCCUAUGGGACCAGCAGCGGUACUAGACAGACCCAAGCUUGUAGGGUCGGCUGCUCCAACAACAACAACCAACCCAGGGACAGGAGCCAGUCCAGACGAGAGGGGGACAGCCGGAGCCAGGGGGACACACACUCCGUGGGCGAGUCCCUGACCUCAGACAGCGGGUUCUGUGAUGGACCCAAAGGUCCACACUCCCAAUCCAAGGAUGUGUCCUAUUGGAGAAGAAGAGGCCAAGACUUCACUGUGCUGCUGGACUAUGCUGACCUCAGAGAGUCCCAUGGAGGAGGACAAGGGGGCUAUGCCAGGCCUGAGACGCCACAACAGCCAAGAGGCCAAAAUCUGUCAACUGAGGAGCACCAGAGGGCAAUCCAGGAGAGGCAGCGCUGGGCAGCCCAGGCCCAUGCCCGCUCUAGAGAAAGGGAAACUGCCCUGCAUCAGUGGAGGAUGGCUGCUGAGAGGAAGUGCCAGAGUUUGGGGACAGAUGAGUGGCGCCCAGCUGUGAGUUUUGGCCGCCAGCUGUCAGAGAACGAGGGAGAGCGGUGGGCACAGGAGCAGCAACGACUCCAUGCCAGGACACCAGAGGGCAUGGUAGUCCACCCCAGGACCAAAGCCAAAUCCCAGUCCCUUCCCCGGAUGCUGCAGCCUGAUAGUCUGCAGUAUGUGGAUAUGACCUCUGCUGGUCAGGAGCUAUACAGGAGGGUCAAUGGCCACCUGCCGUCAUCCCACAAUCUUUUCAGGGGUCCCCGCUGGCCGGACAACGGCAGGCCAGCCAGUGCCAACCAGCUCUCCAUGACACCAAAGCCCCGCUUCACUCGACCCCCCAGACCUCCUUCCUAUGAGGUGCACCAGCAGAUCAGGGGGAGCUGUGAGGUGUUGUCUGGGAGAGACUCGGCUGUUCCCCAAGCUAGGGACAGAACGCCACUUCCCUUAUCCAGGACAGGUGACCCCCAGCUAGACUAUUUUGCACAGGACUCUGGCCCCCCGGGGUACAUCCCUCCCCCAUCGUACAAGAGAGCCCCUAUUAUGAGAGGAGGUCGCCGAGGGUAUGGUGAAAUUCCUAUUGAGUACAGGUAUAGAGGGGAUGUAUACCAGCAGAUGCAGAUGGCUCCUGAUGGAUCUCACUGGUUCGCUAGACAUCCAGCAGGCUCCUGGCCAGACUCCCAGAGAGAAAGGAGUGCACCCAACCAGAAGCAGCUCUACCCUGUUUAUACUACCCAGGAGCACCCUGGUGGAGGGGUUCAGUAUAUCCCUUUUGACGACCCUCGUGUCCGUCACAUAUCCUCAGCCCUGGGUGGCAACUCCCUGACGGAUGCUGACAAGAUCCGUCACAUCCGCAAUGAGCUUCCCAGUGUAACCGUGUCGGAGCCUGCAUCCGACGACAGUGCCUUCUUGCCCCCGCCAUUGGGGCCCUUUGUCGCGGCAAAACUGACCGACAACCGACCGUCCUCUAGCGACUUCGACAAUGACAAUAACAGGUGGCACAGUGAUUUGCACAAAGAGACUGUCGAUAACUUCCCAGCAACUGACCAAAACUGCAACAACAGAUAUUCCAAAAAUCAACGUCCUCCCCCCUCACCUUCGUCAGUCUUCCAGGCCCCAGUUACAGCAUCCGCCUCAUCCCGCCAGGGCUCCAGCAUAGACCAUGGCUUUGCAGAAACCAUCACCCAAGUGAAGAAGAUUGUCCCAGACUCAGGACCAGAGAACAACAGAAACAGCAAAAGAAGAGUGAGUGAGACCAUCUUCUGCCUGGUGUCUGUCCCCAUUCACACGCCAACUAACAUUAGCAAAGACUCUGCAGCUGAUCAGAACAACAACAACACAAUACCAAGCCUUACUGUUACCAAUGCCGAUAGCAUCACUGUUGGCCAUAAAGAGAACCACAAUCUCCAUAGUAAGUCAGUGACUGAAAUGCCCAUUAGACCACAUUACUUCCACACCAGCAGCACAUCCUCUGUGAGGAACUACAAGAGGGCUCCUUUGAGAAAGGAAAUAAUAGAUGCCUGGGCCCUCCAAGCAAGUGAAGACAAAGAGCUGUGCUAUGCCGGGUCCUGGCCCGGAAAUCAGUACCGCAACCAGGAGACACAAACUAGCUCCCCAUUGACCGUGGAAAAAAGUCCUACCCCGCAGAGCCCUCCAAGUGGACAGGAGCCCGGCCAGUCUGCCUCAGACACAACUACAGACAGUGGUAUGGGAACAGACAGUAGCACUUCCUACAGUUACCCCAUGGAAGGCCAGAAGAAUCUUCAUCCAUCAAGUAACAGUGCUUUCUCUCGUCCUAGUCUUAGCCCUUCCCAGCCUACACCACUACAACCCUCACAACAAUCCUUCUACUCUCCAUCCUCCCCGUCUUCCCCAUCCAAAGGGGAAAAGGAGCAGGGAGACCAGCAGCCACCCUCUCCCAGAAAGAAUGGCUCUUGUCCCCCGGAUGGUGGAGAACAGGUGGCAUUUGGUCAAUUCCUGCUGAAGCCAGUGAACCGGCGGCCCUGGGAUGCCAUAGGGGAGCUGGAGUGCUUCAACAAGGAGCUCCAAGACACAAUCAGUAAGAGACCCAAUGUGGACCAUUGCAGUGAGGACAUGGAUGACGUACAGAAGAAAAUUUUAGAACUUAAUAAAUCAGGAGAUCAAUCCCAGAAUGCAGCACAUUUGACUACUGUUGAUGACCUAGGCAGGGAAACAGCUAGUUUUUCACCAGUGCCCAAAGACAGACCUAACAAAAUGAAAAGAUCACAGACGUGUGGUUCUACCACUGACCGCUCUGAGGUUAGGAGUGCAUUCUCCAGGCCACAGGCCAAAGCCAACACCAGACUAACAAGAGAUGAGUUAUCCACAUUUGCAGAGCAUAGCCUAAGAGACUAUUCUUUCUUAUCCUCAUUAUCUCCACAGCCUGAUCCAAUUCAGGUCUACAGACAGGAUAUCCCAGUUCCCCAAGAGUCCUUGCUAAGAGAUGUGGGGUUAACUGUUUACACUGAGACUCCUGGAGCUCCUGGGGAGCCAAUCCAACGCUCCCUGUCAAUGCCAUCUCCACUCAAUAAUCAGGAGCUUUGUCAUUCUGUUCAGUUGUCAUGGGAAAGCAGGACAGUGCUCGUUAGAAACAAUAGUAGCCCUGAGCACAACUCAAAUAAAGAGCUUCAAGCAGAGGUGGAGGUGGAAAGAAUAGCUAAAAUGGAUAAAAUGCGGCAAUUAGAAGGUGAGGUGAAUUUGAACAUCCGUAGGGUCAAGAGUGAAAACAGCAGAUUGACUAGAAGUGAAGAGUUGACACAUAUAACCAGGCUGACUGGGGAGGCUGCAUUUGCUUUUGAAGGUAAUGACAAUGAUGAGAGAUACACCAUCCCUGAGCCUCUGAGUUACAGAAAUGAGUCAACUAUAGCAGACAAGCACCUGGAGAACCUGCUGAUCCAGGAGAAAGCCAAUGCUCUUCCUGCUGAAGACCUCAGCAACCUGUAUGAGGUUAAAAGCGCAAAAGGCAUCCCGGAGAAUGAGUCCAUAGAGCAGAGGGCAGCCAGGAUCCUGGGUAUAGCUGUGCCAGUGGAGGCCUUAGGUGUAGCGGACAAAAUGGCAGAUGACCUAGCCAGCAUAAACAUAACCACCACUGGUGUAGAUAUUACAGCCCCUUCAGUGGAUACUGAGAAACACAGUUCAGACAAAGAGACACAGAAAGUGGCAGAACAGUGUGAGCAAGUGGAAGAGUCCCUGAUCAGCCAGGGAAAGGAGAUAGAGGAAGAUGCAGAGCCAGAAUCAGCUAUGGACCACAUUGACGGUAAAGACAGAGAAGAGCCCAGCAAUGACUACAGUGACGCUGAGGUCAAUCACAAUAGUGGGAGUCAGCUAGUCACAGUGCUGGACCUGCCUGAGUUUCCACCCAGUACACUUCCCCUGUCCCUGCCUGUCACCCCUGACAAGAAGCUAAUGCUAAGUAUGUGCUGUGGGGAAAAGAAGGGCUGUGGAGUAGCCCCUAAGCCAACCGAAUCCCAGCAGGAUGAGCUAAGCUCUUCUGCUUCGUCAGCCGUCGUAUCUACAAGCAGGUCAGCCACAGAGGAACUGACCCAUCAGAAGAAAUCGGACUCUGAGAAAUCUCCAUUUCUGGGAUUCCUCUGUCAUAAAAGUUCUGACUCAGAAGGGGAGGUUAUGCCUGAGGAGAGAGAUGAAGAUGCAGAGGAGAGUGAAGCUCUGGCAGUGACAGAGGGGGAAGUUAUCAAAAAACAAGAAGAUGAGGAAGAAGAGAAGUACUUGGAGGAAGAAAUUAUAGACAAGGCUGAGGAGGUGCAUGAAGAUAAAACAGAGCUUAGAGAACAGAGUGAGGAAGCAUAUAAGGAAGAGGAGCAGGGAGAAGAGCUGGCAGAAGUAGAAUUAAAAAUCACUGAAGAGGAGAUGGAAGAAGACAUUGCACUAAACGUGACACAUGAGGGAGAGAAAGAAGAGAUUGAAGGCCAGCCACAAAUUGAGGAGGAUAACAAGAAAAGUCCUUUGGGGAAGGAGCCAGGUGAUGAGAAUACUCUGGAGGUUAAUAGAGCAGAAGCAUCCAAAGUGGCAGAAAGGGAGGAGUUGCCCCGGCCGAAGCAGCGCACUAGGCCUCAUAAGCCUCCGCUGCUCCCAAAACCUCGGAGUGUGCCCAAAAGAGAGAUCACCCUGCCACUCAGCUUCAGCAGCGAGACAUUUGGCUCCACUUGUCUGGAAGAUGAGGAGACGCUGUCUGUCUCAGACCCAUACGAUCCUAGCCGAGUGGAAAGAGUGUAGCCCUCUGAUGUUGCCUUUCACCGCGGAAGAAAUCCUUCUGGUCCACUUUAACAGCUUUUUCCAACAACAAAGCUCUCAUCUCACCUCAUGGUCCAGUCAGCUGUGACACCCCCCCACCCCCAAUGCCACACAAUGCUCCUCAAAAUAGCAUGUGUCCUGGUGCUGCGAGAGCAUUUCUACAGCCAAAUAACGAUACCAGAGAUAGCAAUUCUCCAGGCGUUGACGCCUUUUCAACCGCCUCAUCCGUAUCCUACUUCCAUUCAACCCGCCCUUCUCCAAAGUUAAUUUGAUCAAACAAACGAUCAGUCUCCUUUGUUGUUAUUUUGUUUCCUGGAAAAUUGCAUGUCAUUGAGCCCCACUGCGCUCGGGCUCCUCUUGAGCUUUGGGGUUGAAAUAUGAAUGUAAAAGUGCUUCUGCUCUUCAAACUAAUGAAAUGUAAUGGAGAAAACAAAAUAAGAAAAACGUAUUGCGUUACAAUCAGUGUGAACCUACACCAAAUGUAAAUAAGAUCUAUAAGAUUUUAUGAAGAAAACAGAUUUAAGACAUUUCAUUGUUGAAAAAAAUGUAUAUUUUCUUAAGUAUGUUAAGAAAUGAAUAGGUUUUUGGAAGUGUAGUGUUGGGGUUUAUUAUCAAUGACCAACCCCCCCUCCCCCCCAUUCUUUAUUCUUAUACUUGUGUGAUAGAGAAUGUACUCAGAGAGUCUGGUUUGGGAUGAGAAACACUGUGGUCCUUGAAUAGUUUCACUCAAGAGCAAUACUGUUGCACGGUGGUUUCUUGACAAAUGCUUGGAGUCGCUGUGCGUCUGCAGUGCCAGGAGUUGAUCUCAUUUUGACCCCUGCUUUAAACCUAUACCAUUCGGUUCAAGUGUUAGGGAUGUAAGAUUUGUCGGCUUCAUGUUACGUAUAAGCACCGGGUAGUCUUUUCAGGCACUUAGAGAUUACUUAUGGGCCGUUACAUUUUCAGUAUUACUCCCGUCCGACCUUUCAGCCACCCGGUUUCUCGGUGCCGUCAGUUCUGCUCGUCCUCUAAGCAUCAGCAGUCGCACCGUGUAUCUGAAAUAUCUUGUUUUUGCAAAUUGGUUUAUUUUUGUUAAGCUAUCCACGUAGUGUACAAAAAAAGGAAGUCUAUUUUAAUGCAUUACAAAAGUUUAUAUUUAAACGUACGGUUUCUUUGCUCUCUCCUUAGUUGGAAAUUGACUUGUGCAAAUAUAUAUAUAUAUAUAUAUAAUUUCAUAAGUGCUUUUUUAGCAAGAAAUUAUAGAUGUAGCUAUAUAGAUGGAUGUGUGCCUUGUACACACUACUGUUUCUGUGGGAAGUUCAUUUGUGUGUAACACAUACAGUACCGUUGGUGUACAAAUCUUAAUUUUACCGAUUUUAAACUGGACAUUAGUAAUCAUUUUUUUUCCUUUAUAAAUAAAACGGUUUUGUGUUAUUUUGGCAAUAAUACAGAAUAUUAAGCUUAAAAGGCUUAGUGUUGAUGCUGUACAGGGCCUUGCCAUUGGGAUACUUUUACUGUAUCUGAAAGUGUUCACUAAUUUAAUGUAACUUUUGACAUAUCAGUUUGGCAAUACGAGGAUAUUGGUUUAUGUGUGGUUCACUUAUUGGGUAGCAAUACAAAAAAGUUUGAACAACAUACCAAACAAAUCUUAACGCUAUGCAUUUGGCCUGAACAUUUACUGAGUUUGAUACCAAAUUCAAAGCUAAAACUGGGUUUUCAGCCUCUGAUUUUACUCGUUUGGCCAUAUCGGUUCAUAACUUCAGUGUUGUCUUCAACCCCUUGAUCUGCUUGUGUUUGGUGUUGGACUUGUUGGGUCUGGUUCUAGACUUGCAUGAAAGUGACUUUGACUCGAGUUCACCGGUAAAGUUCGAUACGAGGUUUCAACCCGGUUCCUGUACCUCUGUGUCCCAGGUAGAUUAAUGUUAUCUAGUCCUUCUCUUAGGUCUUUUUGUACUGCAAGUUAUUUGUAACAUAUAGACUAUUGGUGCACAUCUUGCUUUGAUACUUUCUAUUUUCAUACAGAUGUCUAUACAGCUUUUUUUUUCUUUUUCUUUUGUAUGUGCAGGCAUCUUUUUGGCAUGAAAUGCAUAAGACGUUACAGAGAAGGGUGUAUUUGCAUAUAGCUGCAUUUGGUACAGUAUAGUCUAUUCCAUUAAUUAACUGUUAUAUUUCAUAUAAUUCAUAUUUUAUUUUCAAAGGUUAUGCUACAUAUUUAAAACAGAACAAGUUAUUUUUAGAUGAUUGUGAAAAGGGAAUUGAGUUGAGAGCACAACAAUUGCCUAUAUUUAUCAUGAUCAUUGAGAAUGAUCAUAAAUAUAGACAGGUUUGUGUUACUCUUGUACAAUACUGCAGACCAUUCAUAAAUAAAAGUCUU
Lampris incognitus (smalleye Pacific opah) is the source of this 7555-nucleotide messenger RNA. RefSeq names its product junctional cadherin 5 associated a (gene jcada). Lineage: Eukaryota; Metazoa; Chordata; Actinopteri; Lampriformes; Lampridae. The transcript has 5 exons. The record is from RefSeq and is a predicted model, not a curated record. Gene Ontology annotation, cellular component: adherens junction; ruffle membrane. Gene Ontology annotation, biological process: positive regulation of blood vessel endothelial cell proliferation involved in sprouting angiogenesis. Bases 247 to 5184 code for a protein of 1645 amino acids.